UGAUGCCCGAUUUGGGUAUAUAUAAACUCGGGCAGGUAGCUGAUCACCUCACACUGGUGGGAACAACCAGCCAGUGCGCCCACGAUGAAGACAGCCGUUGUGUUUGUCGCCCUUCUGGGCCUGACCGUAGGUGCCAAGCUCGAUGGCCUCCAGCACCUGGAUGGGCAGCACCAUCACCACCACCACCACGACGAUGCCCACCAUGCCGACGGCGGCGCCUCCAACCAGAGGAUCAACGUGCAAGUCGACGACUUCCGCCACUCCGAAUUCAACGCGGGAAACCUUAACAACGAAGCGGCAGUAACUGGAUCAUACUCAUGGACUGCACCAAAUGGCCAGACGUUCACCGUUGACUACGUUGCGGACGAGAGAGGAUUCAGACCAGUGAUUCGACGUGGAGAAUUCUCAUCUUCCAGUUUUACCAGUGGGUCUAGUGGCAGCGGAUCAUCAAGCUUUUCUGCCUCUCGUGGAACCGGAAGUGGCUCUAGUGGCAGCGGAUCAUCAAGCUUUUCUGCCUCUCGUGGAACUGGAAGUGGCUCUUCAAGCUUGACGUCAUCCGCAGGAGGAAACCGUGGAUCAGCAGCGAUCAAUACUGGUGCCCGCCCUGGAUCAGGAGCUUCUUUCUCAAUCUCAUCAAGUGGAAAUUCUAAUUCUGGAUCAUCAUUUUCAGCUGGAACUGGAUCAAACACUAUCUCACCAUCAUUCUCAUCUAACACUAUUUCUGGUUCUGGGUCUGGAUCAUCAUCAUUUUCCUCUCAGGCUUCCAAGGGACAAUUUGAUGUUUCAUCAAGUACACUAGGAGGUCCUGCUAUUACAAGCGGUUCAAAUGAAUUCUCCUCCAACUUAAUAACUGGAACUACAUCACAAGGUCAGUCCUAUGGCUAUGUGCCCCCUGCACCAGCACCAGGCUCACCAAGCUUCUCAUCUGGAUCAGUAUCAGGUCUUUCCCCUCCUAGUUCAUCUGUAAGUCAAGGCACCCAGGGAGCAUCAUUUGUCUCAAGUGGUGUAUCCCAGUCAUCAAGAAUCAGUUCUACUGGUUCCAGUAUCAGCUCAGGAUCAGGAUCAAGACUAGGAGCUCAAGGAGGAUCUGGGGAAAGUGUAGCUGUAAUCUUGGCAGGAAAUAACAUUCCAGAUGGUGUAACAAAAGGCCAAGCACCUUUCCAAAUUGCUGCAGGAAUAACAGGAACUGGUGCCUCAGGAGCUUCCACUGGAUUUACUUCAAAUGCACAAGGUUCCACCUCAUCCUUUGGUUCAUUUGACUCAACUCAGUCAUUCAAUUCUGGUUCUGUAUCAUCUAAUCUAGGCACCAGUUCUGGUCAAGGUUCACAAGGAAUUUCUGGAGAUACUGUUGCAGUAAUUUCUGUAGGACAAGGAACACCAUCAUCAUCAGGGUCAACUUUCACAGGAUCAUCCCGCCCUUCAACAGGAGCAACUAGCAGCAUUUCUGGCACUGGAGCAGUUUCUAGCUCUCAAUUCACAAGUCAGACUGGAAGUUCAACAGGGCCAAGGCCUGUUUCAAGUUCUACAGUAUUUGGAACAAGCACUGGAUCAUCAAGUGGAUCUGCUCAACAAGGAGAGGGUGUUGCUGUAAUUCUGGCUGGUCAAAGUGGUUCUACUGGACUGACAAGUGGGCAAGCUCAAUUCCAAACAACUAGUGCCAAUAGAGGGGCUGCUGGACUCUCAAAUACAGCAGGUACUCAAAGCUCUACUUUCACAUCAGGAACAUCUACAUUUAGUUCUGGAACCAGCUCUGGUUCUGGAGCUGGAACUGGAUUUGCAGCAGGUUCUGGAGCUGGAACUGGAUUUGCAGCAGGUUCUGGAGCUGGAACUGGAUUUGCAGCAGGUUCUGGAGCUGGAACUGGAUUUGCAGCAGGUUCUGGAGCUGGAACUGGAUUUACAGCAGGUUCUGGUACUGGAACAAUUGUAGGAGCUGGAAUUUCUGGUUCAAGAGGCUCUGUUGGAACAACACAAACAACAAUCUCAUCAACAAGACCUGGAUCUAGCUUUUCUACUGGAACUACAAGACCUAUUACUUCUGGAAUCUCCUCUGGAACAUCAUCAGGAAUUUCCAGUUCAACAGGUUCAAGAUUCUCAGUAAGUUCAUCAGGCUCUAGUUCAACUGGUCAGCAAGGAGAAAGCGUAGCUGUGAUUUUAGCUGGACAGGGCAUUCCAGCUGGUGUCACACGAGGCCAAGCCCCAUUCCAGGUAACUACUUCUAACAUCAGAGGAACUGGUUCUUCAGGUACUGCUGGUAUUUCUGGCAUUUCCUCUGGUUUUGGUACUUCCAGUGGAGCUACUCUCUCUAAUGUUGGAACUGGAGCUGGAGUCAGUUCUGGAAUUUCUUCUGGCUUUGGAAGUAAUGUUGGUGCUACCAGUGGAGCAUCAGGAAUUUCAAAUACAGGUACUCAAAGCUCUACUUUCACGUCAGGAACAUCUACUUUUAGUUCAGGAAUCAGCUCUGGUUCUGGAACUGGAUUCACAGGAGGUUCUGGUGCUGGAGCAGCUACAGGAGCUGGAAUUUCUGGAAUUUCUUCAACAGGAUCUGGAUCUGGCUUUUCUACUGGAACUACGAGACCUAUUACUUCUGGAAUUUCCUCUGGAACAUCAUCAGGAAUUUCCAGUUCAACAGGUUCAAGAUUCUCAGUAAGUUCAUCAGGCUCUAGUUCAACUGGUCAGCAAGGAGAAAGCGUAGCUGUGCUUUUAGCUGGACAAGGCAUUCCAGCUGGUGUCACACGUGGUCAAGCUCCAUUCCAGGUAACUACUUCUAUCAGAGGAACUGGUUCUUCAGGUACUGCUGGUAUUUCUGGCAUUUCCUCCGGCUUUGGAAGCAGUUCUGGUACAACCAGUGGUGCUACACUCUCUAACACUGGAACCGGAUCUGGCAUUUCCUCUGGUUUUGGAAGCAGCACUGGUACUACCAGUGGAGCUUUCUCUACCACUGGAACUGGAGCUGGUGUCAGUUCUGGCAUUUCCUCUGGUUUUGGAAGCAGCACUGGUACUACCAGUGGAGCUACAUUCUCUACCACUGGAACUGGAGUCAGUUCUGGUAUUUCUUCUGGUUUUGGAAGCAGUUCUGGUACAACCAGUGGUGCUACACUCUCUAGCACUGGAACUGGAGCUGGUAUCAGUUCUGGCUUUGGAACCAGCACUGGAACUGGAGCUGGUGUCAGUUCUGGCUUUGGAACCAGCACUGGAACUGGAGCUGGUGUCAGUUCUGGCUUUGGAACCAGCACUGGUACUACCAGUGGAGCUACAUUCUCUACCACUGGAACUAGAGGUGGUGCUGGAACAGGUACAUCAGGAACUGGAGUUUCUGGAGUUGGAUCUUUUGAUUCUAACACAGGUUCAAGAUUUUCAACAAGUACAUCAAACUUUGGCUCUUCAGGUCAACAAGGUGAAAGCGUAGCUGUAAUAUUAGGUGGCCAAGGUGUUUCCUCAGGUGUGGCACAAGGUCAAGCCCAGUUAACAGGUGCCAGUAUCAGAGGCACUGGUUCAUCAAGCAGCACUGGUAUACAAGGGUCUAGAAUUUCUUCUGGUUCUGUUAGUGGCUCAGGGUCUACCACAGGAUUCAGUGCUGGUGCAGGGACAACUACUGGAGCACAGUUAGGAACAGCAACAUUUGAUUCUAACACAAGAGGAUCCUCAGGAAACGUUGGGUCAAGACAAACUAUUGUAUCAUCUUCAGUAAGCUCAGGCACUGGAUUUUCUUCUGGUGGUGCAAGACCAAUCAGUACAGGCGUCUCUGCUGGAGGCUCUUCUCUUUCAACAGGAUCUAGGGGUGAUAAUGUGGAAAAUGUAGCUGUAAUUUUGGCAGACACAGGCAUUCCAGCUGGUGUAACUCGUGGUCAAGCCGCAUUCCAAAUAACUGGAAGCACCACUGGAGGAUCUGGAAGUCAAGGUUCAACUGUUUCUUCAGGAAUUGGAAGCAGUACCAGUUCUGGUUCUGCAUUCACUGGAACUUCUGGAAUUAGAGCUAGCACAGGGGCAAGUGGAGGGUCAAGAAUUUCUGGUAGCAAUGCAGGAUUUUCCACGGGAACAGUUGGAUCUAGACAAACUUCAGUAUCCUCCAAUGUAGGUUCUGCACCAGUAACCACUGUUGGAACUGGAAGGCCAAGUAGUGCAACAUUCUCCUCUGGUAUAUCUUCAGGAUCAUCUGGCACCACAGGCUCUAGAUUUUCAAGUGUCUCAUCAAGCUCUAGUUCAACAGGUCAAUCAGGUGAAAGUGUAGCAGUAAUCUUAGCUGGACAAGGUGUUCCCUCAGGUGUGAGAAGAGGCCAAGCUCCAUUCCAAGUCGCUAAUGCUGCUGUAAGAGGAACAAGCUCUACAGGCCAAGCUGGAGGUUCAAGGUCCUCCUCCAGCUCAACUAGUUCAUUUUCCUCUUCUGGUACAUCUCGCCUGACUGGUACUGGAAUUUCUGGAACUGGAUUCACCUCUGGCACUCCCAGUGCUGGAAUCACCUCAGGUUCCAUUUCUGGCACUGGUUCAACAUCAAGCGGUGGUUUGUCAUCUGGAUUUACUUCAGGCACAAAAUUCACUACUAGUUCCGCCACUGGAUCAGGAUUUAAUUCAGACUUCAACAGAGGUGCCGGAGGUGAUUCAAGUUUCUUGGGAAAUACAAUAACUUCAGGGCCCAUCACUAGUUCACAAGGCAACACGAUUGAAUCAUCUCGAUUCACAAGCACAAGCUCUUCUUCUGGACAACCUGGUGAAGGAGUUGCUGUGAUCCUUGCAGGACAAAGUGCAUCCAGUGGAUCUAACAGAGGUCAAACUUCCUUGAAGGCCACAGAAAUACGCACUGGAAGUGGCACAUCAGGAAGCAUUGGAUCUGGUGUAUCUGGCAUCAGAGGUUCCGCUGGUGUGGGAACUGGAUCAUCUGGAAGCCUAAGCAGUUCCCAACUGACUUCUGGGGCAAAUCGUUCCAGCAGUUCAUCAGGAUCUUCAAGCUCAAGAUUCUCAUCUACAUCAACCAUAUCAAGAGGUAGCUCAGGCAUCCGCACUGGUGGUGCAGCAAACAGAGCAUCCUCUGGAGCAACAUUCACAUCGGGAUCCACUGGCACAGGACGACCAUCUGGCGCAACAGUGUCAGGUUCAAGGCUUACAUCAAGAGGUAACAAUCGUGGUAAUAUUCCAGAUGUCCAAAGUGUUGCCGUUCUUCUUGCCAAACCUGGCCAACUAUAAACAUAUGAUUGCAAUAAAAAGCAUCAAGAUGUGCUGAUUUAGUAUGAGUGUAAAAAGCAGUAUUCCAAGAUAGACAAGUACAAAGUGCUGAUGUACUCUCUAGAGGAGAAAUGUGUAUCUUAUAUGUUCCUAGGUUCAUUGUUAUAUGUAUACUAACUAAUGCAAUAGAUGUUAGUGAAUUAUUGAAUUUCUUUUUUUUUUAAGUUUUUGCGCAGUUGUUUAUGUAAAUAAAAGUCAAAAUCGU
This is a messenger RNA of Macrobrachium nipponense, 5422 nucleotides long. Its product is annotated as fibroin heavy chain-like. Lineage: Eukaryota; Metazoa; Arthropoda; Malacostraca; Decapoda; Palaemonidae. The transcript has 3 exons. The record is from RefSeq and is a predicted model, not a curated record. The coding region runs from base 85 to 5178 and encodes 1697 amino acids.